Messenger RNA from Bacillus rossius redtenbacheri, 825 nucleotides. RefSeq lists its product as uncharacterized. NCBI's taxonomy places the organism in Eukaryota, Metazoa, Arthropoda, Insecta, Phasmatodea, Bacillidae. The record is from RefSeq and is a predicted model, not a curated record. The transcript has a single exon. The coding region runs from base 1 to 825 and encodes 274 amino acids.
AUGCCGCCCGCGUCACUGACAACCCAGAUGGCCGUCCGCAACACAACGCCGCCUCCGAUGCCGCCCCCACAAUAUGGGGUGGAGACGACAUCACCGCAAUUGAAGGAGGCCACUCCCAUCCAGCCCUCGUGGUACAAUUGGCAUGCAGGGACCGGGUGGACACGUCAGGCCGACGCAGACACGCCGCCUCCGUCGCCGCCCCCACCAAAUGGAUUGGAGACAUCACCGCAGAUGGAGGAAGCCACACCCGUCCAGCCCCUGUGGUACAAUUGGCAUGCAGAGACCAGGUGGACACGUCAGGUCGACCCUAACAUGCCACCUCCGGCAUCAAGGAACGACGACGCCGCCCCAGCUACUGAGAAAGCGACUGGCGCGGCCGUGCACACCGAGACAGCCACAGGGAGUUGCAGUCUGGCAGGCAGCCAGGUCACCAAUUACACGCAGCAUCACUGCGGAUCCAACACGCCACCUCCCGCACCACUGACGACGACGCCACCCCCAGCCUUUGAGAAAGCGACUGGCGCGGCCAUGCACACCGAGACAGCCACAGGGAGAUGCAGCCUGGCAGGCAGCCAGGUCGCCGUCACAUGCAGCAUCACUUCAGAUCCAACACGCCACCUCCGGCACCACCAACGAUGCCGCCCUCAGCCACUGGGAGAGCGACUGGCACGGACGCAUGUCUUAAAAGCCACAUCGCGACCCAGUCCAGCAGACAACCAGGUUGCCGACUCCAUGCCACAACGCACCGAGGCAAACUUGCCAGCCUUGACGCCGCCGUCCCCGACCCCGCCACCCCCAUCUGCCGUGAAGGCUCACGGGGGGUAA